CAGGAAGUUCCAGAUGCCAUCUGCCAGAGGAUCCGCAUUUGCUCGCCCGGCGGCGAUGAGACGCCGACGGCGGCGACCAGCGGCUUGAUCCCCCACUGGACACCGGAUCGCAUCCGAGUCCUGAGCGCCAUCUCCCCCAUGAUCCGCGCCCAUGUCGAGGAGCUCCGCCAGCGGUCGGAUCGCUGGUGGCUGCCGCUCGUAGAGCUCGGGGACGGCUUCGACAGCGGGGCGGCGCUGCGGGUGCUCGACGCCAUCACGUCGUCGUCCCUAUCUCUACCCCCGGCCGGCACGCAGCAGCAGUCUCAGAACUGGCGCACUAACGAGCGCGUGUCGGUGCUGUGUCGCAACUGCAACGUCAUGUGGUUCUUCGGCGUCGUGCCCAGGCUGCUGCCCGCGUGCCAGAGCUGGCAGGUUGUUGAUGACGACGACAAGCACCAAGUGAUCGCUUCGCGCAAUAUGCCUCGCCAGUCAGCUGCGAGCUCCUCCCGUCGCUGGUCACAGGCGAGCCUGUCCUCGCAGGCGUCCGCGCCCAAGUGGUGCUGGCACUCGGAGCCCGGACACAGCGCCCGCUUGACCUGCCUCCAGAUUGCCAACAUUGCCCUGGUGCUCCAGUGGGACGAGGUCUUCCGGCGAGAGAUCAAGACGGUGGUGUGGGAUUGGACCGGCACGUCGCAGGCCGUGCUGCACACACCCGUGGCACGGCUCAGGACGCAUGGCGACUACGGACUUGACGGUGAGUUUCUUUUCUAUCCGCUCUCGCGGCGCAAGCUGGAAAAGGAAAAGAUCCUACUGCACAUGCGAAACUACCUGCACAGGCACAAGGACUCGCACGCGACGAGCGUCAAGCGGAUCAAUCGAGAAUUCAAGAUGCACACGAUGGAGCUGGUACCGGACAGCUUCCUGCACCCGAGCAUUUACAGCAUGCUGCGCGAGAUCGAGGGGGCCAUCCUCAAGGAGAAGCGGGCAGUGUCGGGUGCCCAGGCCGGACGCCCGCCCCCGCGCACCGUCAACCCCAACCGCCCCACGACGCCCGGCCUGCUCGGCAAAAUCAAAGGCAUGGAGUCGAGUGUCGAAUACAUGUUCUCGGGUGGCAAGCCUCACCGCGACUUUGUUAUCGGCUUCCUGGCCGACGUGCACGAGUAUGUGGCCCAGCAGCAGGAGGAGCUGGCACAGGACAUUUGGAGGUGGCGCCACACAGAGCUGGCGAGAUGG
This is a messenger RNA of Lasiosphaeria miniovina, 1212 nucleotides long. RefSeq lists its product as uncharacterized. The transcript is spliced from 2 exons. Lineage: Eukaryota; Fungi; Ascomycota; Sordariomycetes; Sordariales; Lasiosphaeriaceae. The record is from RefSeq and is a predicted model, not a curated record. The annotation marks the transcript as partial.